CCCAUCGAUUGCUUCAGUCUGCUCUGUGAGUGCAAAGUUCACUGGAAAGCAGAAAUGUGCUUUGUAGCUUUUCGUCUAUUUCAGAAAGUUAGUGUGUGAAGCAUGCUACCCGAUACAGAGUGUCUUGUUCGUGCGCUGGAGUCCUAUAGAGGAAGAGAUAAAGUUAUCAGAACUGUUUCUUAUGGCUCUCAGUUGAUUGGAGGAGCGCUCUCACGCAAACCAGAUUCAGAUGUUUCUUCUCUCAGGCUUGGGAAAAGUCUGCUGUUGUUUUCAGCCCAACUGAGUCAUUGCAGGACGGUGCUUCGACUGUUCGAUGACCUCUCCAUGCUGGCGUACUCUCGCAGCUAUGGACUUGGGAAUGCGGAAGAUGACCCAGCAGUGCGGUGGAUUUCAGUAUUGACCAAUGUCGCUGACCAGCUCUACUACCCAUGUGAGCAUGUUGCCUGGGCUGUGGACGCCAAACUUAUUCGUGCCAAGUCUGAUACCUGGUGGUUGCUCAGUAACAUACUGUGGGGAACAUCAUUACUGCUGGGUAUCCUCAGGUCACUGCGUAUACUGCUGUUGUUGAAGAAGAAGAUGAAGAAUUAUGAGCAAGAAGGUGCGAACAGCCAGCGUUUCUGUCAGUUACGCAGAGAGAUGCAGGUGGAGCUGCUCUCCAUCAUCAGCAGUAUGGCAGACAUCAGCAACUCUAUUCACUGGAUGCCUCAGGGCUUCCUGUGGGGAGGUCGCUUUCCGACAUGGCUGGUGGGGCUGAUGGGAACUGUCUCAUCACUGAUUAGUUUGAUCCAAAUGAACAUCGGUGAUGGAGAAUGCAGCAGUGCUUAGACCUGUCUGUGUUUUACGGACUUUUUUCUCGAUUACUAAGCAGAUGUCUUAUUUUGCAUUAUCUGAACCUUUUCUGUGCUUUGGGUGGUCAUCCCUUGGUUCCUGAGUAGUGUGGACUCUGUGUGGACUGCUGAACCUUGUCUUUGUUUGACAGUAUGUAUUCAUAUAUAUGUUGCUGACAGUCAAGCUACAAUCAAGCUACAUAUCAUAUAUGGAACAAAGGCAGGACUCUCCAGUUUUCAACCCAUAGUGUAAGACUGGCAGGUUAGUGUCAGGUGCACCUCAGCAGUUGGACAGUGGUGGCUGUGGAAACCACUGAAAUAGUGUGCAAGACUUAAGUUGUGAUUAUUUGUAAAGGUUUAUAAAUACAUCUGUUAAAUUAGCAGUUUGUGCACGGAAGAAUUUGAAAAGAGAAGAGAAGUGCAAAUCGAUUCUGCAUAAAUUUGUUCUGAAAUUAGGGCUGUCAAUAGAAUAAGGCCUUUAGUGUGAUACCUGCUUCGUGUUGUCUCAUGUACACGUGCAUCCCCACUGCGUGCAUCACUCACCUCUCCCUCUUUCUCAGUCUAGCUGUGCAUUUUGAUCUGUCUCAUGCAAUUAUUACUGGGUGGACGUUUUUUUUUAUGUGUGAGAAAUGUCUACAAUGCACAUCACAUGCUGAAUGUGUGAGUCUUGAAAGCCAUGCGAAGAAGACGUUCCCAUGAUGAAAAUCUGUUGAAUAAUAAACAUAACAGUACACUUCA
Molecule: messenger RNA, 1565 nt
Organism: Synchiropus splendidus (mandarinfish)
Lineage: Eukaryota; Metazoa; Chordata; Actinopteri; Syngnathiformes; Callionymidae
Gene: pex11g
Product: peroxisomal biogenesis factor 11 gamma
Exons: 5
Coding region: 103-825 (240 amino acids)
Biological process (GO): peroxisome fission
Cellular component (GO): peroxisomal membrane
Source: RefSeq, a predicted model, not a curated record